ACAGUGACGACCCGCCUUUUUUUCUCAUUCUUGCCGCUGUUACCUGAAUCCAGGACGAUAUUGACACCAGGUACUCCGAUUAUCGAUGACUAGUGACACCGCCAAGACCCAGAAGUUGUUUGUACAGGUAUGCUGAUUUCCUGAUUUUCUUGGCUGAGUGUUUCACUCGGGGCACCGGUACCGCACAAAGCAUGUCCACUACAGAAAGCAAAAGGCGUAGCUGGUAUGCGAAAUACACUCCAGGCAGUCGGCCGAGCAGCAGCGCUGGGCAAUCUAGUCGACCAGGCAGCAGUGCUGGGCAUUCUAGUCGACCAAGCAGCAGCGCUGGCCUACCUGUACCCACUGAGGGCGUCGAGCUUUCCAUGACUUCACCACCAUCAUUCAUGGCAUCGUCCGUGAAUUCGUCUUGCGGUGGCAACGGUGCUUCGCCCGAGGCGCAUGUCAUCGAGACACCACCCCAUUCUCGUCCUUCUACGCCACGCAGAUGGUCUGCAUCACCUUUACUUACAUCUUAUUCCAAAUCACAGCAUCUCGACAAUGAGGCCUCGCAGCUCAUCGCCAACGCCCUAGAACGAACAAAUUCGGCGCAACAAUCUGCGCAUACAUCACCCAAGACUGCCGACAGCUCUCUGAAGUCUGGUUCUUUCGGUCGUAUGGCCUUCAGCUCCAUGAUUGGGGGACUGUCUUCAUUGUCACUCACUCGAACGAAUACGAAUUCGAGCUUGAACAGCAUGGUCGAAGAGAAGGAGAAGGAAAAGAAGGAGGACAAGGAGAGAGGGCGGACGCUUUCCAAGAUGAUGAACGUGCGUUCCGCUUCUCAGACUCCUGCCGCCUCAGAGCCACCGUCUCGAAGUCAAUCUCGUGCACGUUCUCAAUCCCCGUUCUCCUUCCGUCGUUUUCGACAUCGAGAGACAUCGCCAACUCCGCAGCCCCUCCCUCUCGGACAAUCUGAUGUUGACUUGUCAGAUUCGGCCUCGAGUAUCCGUCCCCGUAAUGCAUUCGUAUUGACUGACGCUGAUGACUCCGGUGAUGACACCGUUGGUGACGACGGGGAGACCGAAGAUGACGACUGGACCGACGAUGAUAUGUUUGAUCCUGUGACUGAGCGCAAUACCGAGCGUAAUGCCUUCAUUGAGCCUGCUGUUGGAGAUACAACUCUCCCUGGUGGAGACGAAAUAGAUGUGGACCCUGACCCUCUUGGAGAAGGUGUUAACGUCGUUGUCCCUCCUGAACCGUACUUCCCCAGCACCUUGAACUACGGACGCAGUGUUGGAGGAUCUAUCAAAGGCAGGCGGAAUCCCAGGCGGAGAAAGUCAGUGAAACACGAGCCUCCUCCACUCCAGACGUCGCGUCCUGUGUUCCAAAGGGAUCGUUGUACCAUAACCAUCACCCAAGGCGAUCCCGAAGCAAUGCUCGAUGGCCGACGGCCGAAACGCUACGUAGUUGCUAGCGACAUGAGUGAGGAGAGUCGGUAUGCAGUUGAAUGGGGUAUUGGUACUGUGAUCCGAGAUGGCGAUGAAAUGCUGAUCGUUACGGUGGUCGAAAACGAAAGCAAGGUGGAUCCAGCUAUCCCCAAUGCGGCUGACCGUGCUAUCAAAUUGAGAAGUCAGCAAGAGAGACAAGGUUUAGCUUAUAUUCUCGCCCGUCAGGCCACGGGUUUAUUGCAACGCACCAAGUUGAAUGUUACUGUGCGCUGCCAGGCAUGGCACGCUAAGAACUCUAGACAUAUGUUGUUAGAUAUCGUGGACCAUUUCGAGCCUAUAAUGAUGAUUGUAGGAUCUCGUGGGGUGGGACAACUUAAGGGGAUUCUUCUCGGAUCCACAUCCAAUUAUCUCAUUCAGAAAUGUUCAGUACCGGUGAUGGUUGCUCGUCGCCGGCUCAAGCGUCCUCCGAGACGGUCAGCGCAUCUUGCCAAGCAUCGUGCCCGUGUGUCCCUCGCAGAAGCUGGAAUCGAUCGUGUUGCAGCCAAGGUUGAUCAAGAUGUGAAAGUCAUGCGUGAUGAAAUACAGCGAGAUGAUGACCGUCGUGAUGCUGCGGGUAGCGCAGGCAGAUUUGCGACGGGGCACGGAUCGGUGCACGACGUCGAAGAAGAGGCUGAUGGGGAAGAUGAGGUCGACGAUGAAGAUGAUAGCCCAACUGGUGUUAAGGUGGCUGGUUAACUGCGCUUUUUGUUCCCUGGGACUUUGAUCUACGUUCGCCAAGUAUUGGGCCAAGCACUACUUUUAUAGAUAGCUUUAUUUAUUCAACUUAAUAGUACUUAGCCGGGAAGCAUACAAGUAUAUUCGUGCCAUUUUGCUGACGGGGAACACUGAGUAAUAGUGAUGACAGAAUAUUAUUGAUAAGAUAAAGUGCCGACCGGGAUGAUCGACAGUUUUCUUUCCUCUGCA
Desarmillaria tabescens is the source of this 2387-nucleotide messenger RNA. RefSeq lists its product as uncharacterized. The transcript has 8 exons. Lineage: Eukaryota; Fungi; Basidiomycota; Agaricomycetes; Agaricales; Physalacriaceae. The record is from RefSeq and is a predicted model, not a curated record. The coding region runs from base 192 to 2159 and encodes 655 amino acids.